AUGCCCACCGCCUCCAACUCAAUCGAUGCGCUGCUGAAGCCGCUCGUGAUCGGACAGCUGUCGAUGCCAAAUCGCUUUGUCAUGGCGCCCCUGACGCGCUGCCGUGCUGACGACGAACACGUUCCCACUCCUGCGAUGGUGAGGCACUACGCGGACCGCGCCUCGAUGGGUCUCAUCAUCACGGAGGCAACACAAAUUGAGAAGGGCUACUCCACAUUUUGCCACGAGGGCGGCAUCUACGGCAAGGAGCAGGUGGACGGGUGGAGGAAGGUGACGGAUGCCGUCCACGAGAAGGGUGGGCUCAUCUUCUGCCAGAUCCACAACGGUGGCCGCGCCACGGUGCCGUCGAACGUGGACGAGGGUGUGCGCAUCGUCGCGCCGUCUGCAGUUGCCAUCACCGACCACGAAUGCCCUGGUGCGUUCGCGCGGAAUGGUGAGAAGCAGCCGUACCCCGUGCCGCACGAGAUGACGGCGGAGGAUAUCGCGCUCUAUGUAAAACUCUACGCGACUGCCGCCUGUAAUGCGAUGGCCGCCGGGUUCGAUGGUGUGGAGGUGCACGGCGCGAACGGGUACCUGAUCGACGAGUUUCUCAAGUCGAGCUCGAACCAGCGCACGGAUGAGUACGGCGGCAGCAUCGAGAACCGGUGCCGUUUCCUGUUCGAGGUCUUGGAUGCCGUGAUUAAGGCGAUUGGCCGCGAGCGUGUUGGUCUGCGCAUCUCCCCCCUCAACAGCUUCAACAGCCAAAGUGACGAGAACCCGGAGGCGUUGACGCGGUACAUCUGCUCGCAGCUGAACUCUCGAAAUAUUUCGUUUCUUGAUGUGAUGCGCGGCGACUUCUUCAGCCAGGCGUGUGGUGCGGACAAGUGGGCACGCGAGGCGUACGAGGGUGUGUUGUUUACCGGCAUGGGCUUUGAGAUUGAGGAGGCCGCGGAGACGGUGGCGAGCGGUGCUGCCGAUGCCGUUGUGUUUGGCACGAAGGCGCUUGCAAACCCCGAUCUCGUUGCGCGCGCGAUCGCCGGUGCGGCGCUGAACACGCCUGAUCCUGCGACGUUCUACAGCACCAGCGAGGCGGGCUACAACGACUAUCCGUCCAUGGUGAGCUCGUGUCCCUCGGCCGCUGCUCCCUCGUGCACGAAGGAGACGCCUUGA
Messenger RNA from Leishmania braziliensis MHOM/BR/75/M2904, 1149 nucleotides. RefSeq names its product putative NADH:flavin oxidoreductase/NADH oxidase. Bases 1 to 1149 code for a protein of 382 amino acids. The transcript has a single exon. The record is from RefSeq and is a predicted model, not a curated record. NCBI's taxonomy places the organism in Eukaryota, Euglenozoa, Kinetoplastea, Trypanosomatida, Trypanosomatidae. Gene Ontology annotation, molecular function: FMN binding; oxidoreductase activity.